Messenger RNA from Debaryomyces tyrocola, 2796 nucleotides. The record is from the annotation of a GenBank genome assembly. NCBI's taxonomy places the organism in Eukaryota, Fungi, Ascomycota, Pichiomycetes, Serinales, Debaryomycetaceae.
AUGCAAGAGAGUUCGGAAGAAGCUAAUGAUUCGAUAUCAACGUCUUCUACUACAACUCUGUUCGAAUUACCAGAGUACAUACUUAGAAACCUAACUCCAGCUAAGAGGAGUAACUCUAGAGAUAAGAACCAUCGAAUAAGGAAACUGCAGAUUAUUCAAUCGAAAACCCUUAAAUUAAAGAAGAGGUCUCAAACAAUUCAUCAGAAGAUUCAAAACUUGAGGUUACAUCAGGAAAUAAUUUCUAACAAGAUUGCAGAGGAUUUGUCGGACAACUUACACCGUGCAAACGAAAGAAGAAUGGCAUUUCUUGCAAAAAGACGAGAGAGGGCCAGAAAAGUUCAAUUAACUUCGUUAAGGUUACCAGUUGCACUGCCUUUAUCUGUGGAAUCAAUCGCAUGUCCCAAAAAUGGGGAAAACAGGGUAGAAUUUGCAGUCGGAGAUAUACAAAGUAUCAUUAUAAUUCAAAGAAGUAUUAAAAAAUACAUAUUACUCCGCAAUGUGAAUCAUUUUAAAGCUUUCCAGGUUUCCACAAGACUAACUCAAAUGACAUAUAAUGAAACAUUACUGUUGCUCAAACCUCUGACAGAAUUUACUAAGACCACCGUUUCUAUUCUCAGAAAUCUUAAUUUACCAGACAUACUUCCCCAGCAAAAGUAUAAAAGUUUUCUUUAUUCCUUGAUUAUGAUUGCUGACUAUAAAGAUUCUUUAAUUCAUCAUACUCAUUCUGGAUUCAAUACAAAUAUAUCUGAUAGAAAUAUAAACAAUCUUGCAAAUUCAGUGUCUCUUCUCUUAUUCAAACUGGCCGAAUCCGUCAUAAAUAAAUUCACUGAAUUUAUCUACAGCGAUCUGAAAGAAAUAGAAGACCCCUGGAGUUUACCGAAAUUAAAGCUAUGCAAAAGUUGGAAAGUUUAUCAUUUUCUAUUUCAGAUAUUUAGAAGUCUACAUUUUAAUAAUUGCAUGGUAAUCAUAAAUGAUGCAUUGGAAGUUGUUCAAAAACAAUUAUUAGUUUGCCAGGCUAUUGAGAUUGAAAUGCAAAGGGAAAAAUAUGUUAAUAAUCACAAGUACUUAUACAAACUUUCACAAAUUUUCAAGUUUUCUGGUACAGAAUGGACCUAUUUUGGAGAAGAUUCGGGUAGCUUUAUUAACAAUAUAAGGUUACAAGUAUUUGAUAAAACCUUACCCGAAAGGCCUAAAGUUAAAGCUAGCAUAGAAGUACUAGAAGGGUUGGAUAAUAUAACCGAAACCUCAUCAAAUCACUCCAUAAUAUUUGAACGUCUUAUCUUUAACAUACCACCCAAAAUACCUAUAAAUAAAUGGAGAAAAUAUUGGAUACAACAAUAUCGAGCUGAAAAAAGAAUAAAUAUACAUAAUAGGUAUGGAAUUCCUAAUACCUUGAAGUCAGGAUUUUUCAACCUAAAUCAUCAGAAUAAAUCACCUAAUAUUUAUGUCGAGAAUGUGUUCAGAGAUUUAGAUAUGGUUUCAAUUCACAGUAAAUACGAGUCCUUACGUGGUGAAAAAGAUUUGCAUUUAUUUCUGACUGAGUUUGAUUUUAUUGUAAGUGAUAUCUUCCUAAUCCUAUUUGAGUAUUGCAUAAAGUUCGAGGACUCCAAUAACAGUGAAGGGUUUGAUAUUGCUAUCGCACAAUUCAGAACAUUAAAAAAUUCAUAUCAGAUUGCAAACUCUAAUACUCAUAAAGAGCUAUUGCAAUACUUUAAACUUCAUUUCUUCUGCUUAAGUCACUUGGCAUCAAUUGGACCAUUUGUUUUAGAUUUUGUUCCAAAUGCUUGUAGUGGGUAUAUUGGUAUCUUGAAUAACCUACAACAAGUAUCUCUGAAUGAAUUUGAAUUAUUCAUAAACUUCUAUGAGGAAUUAGAGAUAUUGAUAAUGAACUUAUGGGUCAAUAAAUGUAAGAACGACAGUAUCAAGAAAAUCAAAAGCUUCGAAAAUGUUUGUCAAUUCAUAUCAAAAAAGAAUUUCAAGAUAGAAAAUGGUACUAAUUCUCCUCAUUUACGAUUUCCGUUAUUCUACAAAUUUCUAUCGCGAUACGACAAUGACUUUGAUCGACACUUUUUGCUGUAUAAUUCAAUCAUUGACUCAACCUUUGAGUAUCCAGAUUUUGAAUCAUUCCUGGUGAAUGCGCACAGUUUUAGAUAUUUUAGACACAUCUACAUUAAUUCUAUUUUGGAUAAUCUUUGGAAUCGUAAUAGGAAGUAUGAUCCAGAUUAUUCAACUAAUGAAUUUAAUGUAUUUUUCAAAGAGGAAAUGAAGGUGCUUAGUAUUAAAUGCCGGGUACUUCUUAUUUCUGAUUAUGUACUACACUUAAUCUUAAAUUUUUAUUCUAAGGCCGAAAUAAGCCUUAACGGCCAACAACAUCAGAAUUUUAAGGGUGUUUCCAUACAAAAGAUGGCGGAUAUUAUAAUAAGGUAUUUUUCAGAGAAUAUAAAUCCACCAGAUAUUGAUGUUUUCAUUUACAAAGUUAUAGAGGCUCAUAUCGAAGACCUGAACCUAGAUAUUGAUCAUUUGAUUUCCUACAUCCACAAAGAGUAUUGCACAUUAAUAGAGCAAGACGGAUAUUCGCUACUUAAACGAACUCUAACUGACAAGUUUGUCAAACUAAUUAAUAUUGAUCCUAUAUCAACUGAAUUCGAAUGCUUAUUGAAGGGAAACUUCAAAUAUUUCUCGAUUCCGACUAGACAGGUAAUAGCUGAAAUUGAUGAAAUUCUUGAAGAAAUAUAUGAUUUAUACUCUCCAUUAUUGAACUGGAUUUAUAGGGAUAUAGGUGAGCCUACAAUAUAG